Molecule: messenger RNA, 1593 nt
Organism: Aspergillus oryzae RIB40
Lineage: Eukaryota; Fungi; Ascomycota; Eurotiomycetes; Eurotiales; Aspergillaceae
Product: flavin-containing monooxygenase
Exons: 3
Coding region: 1-1593 (530 amino acids)
Molecular function (GO): NADP binding; N,N-dimethylaniline monooxygenase activity; flavin adenine dinucleotide binding
Source: RefSeq, a predicted model, not a curated record
AUGGGUCAAAGUAAAGAAGUUAUCAUCAUUGGAGCUGGCAUUUCCGGCUUGGGAAUGGCCAUUCAGUUAAAACGACUACUUGGUCACGAUAACUUCACCAUCUACGAGAAAUCAGACAAUAUUGGCGGAACAUGGUGGCACAAUCGCUACCCUGGAUGUGCCUGCGAUAUCCCUAGUCAUUUCUAUUCUUACAGCUUUGCACUGAAAUAUGACUGGACUACGAUGUUUCCUGGUCGUGAUGAGCUCCAUCAGUACUUCUUCUCUGUUGCUGAAAAGUACGACAUACUCCCCCACUGCCGGUUCAACGCCAUGUGCGUUAGUCUAGUCUGGGAUAAUCUGCGUUCUCUAUGGAACUGCACCUUCCAAGACACUAUCUCUGGAGAAACAUUCAAGAAAGAGGCCCCUGUUGUGGUCAGCGCUAUUGGAACGCUUGACCGGCCUUACAUUCCGAAUAUCGAAGGGUCAGAGUCGUUCCAGGGUGAGGUCUUCCAUAGUGCAAGGUGGAAUGACUCCUUCAAACCUGAGGGGAAGAAGAUUGUGGUCCUAGGAAAUGGAGCCUCCGCUACUCAAUUUGUUCCGGAGCUAGUUAAGGAUGUUGGGCCCCAGGGAUCAGUAACACAGUUUGUACGAAGUGCCCACUGGUGGACCAAACGAGUUAGUAAUUCCUUUAUAACAUGUCAUAGACCUAUUCGCGAUGCAUCACUAAGCCGUUCAACGCAGGGUAAUCCGAAAUACUCGGAACGAUUCAAGCUGGUUCUGAAGCAUGUUCCCUUCGCAGCGAAGGUCUACCGUAUCAUACUCGCAUGGCAACUAGAAAGAGUCUUUUCUUCAUUUUACAUGAACAGCAAUGGCGCUGCUAUGCGCCAAAAGAUUCAUGACGCUACCUACUCGUUCAUUGAAAGUGACGCGCCGCCCCAGUACCACGAAAUUCUCAAGCCAAGAUACGAACCUGGAUGCAAACGUCGGGUCAAUACUGCUUCCUACAUGGUUUGUCUACACUCGCCACAGAUGAUUCUGACCGAUAAUUCUGUGGUGAAGGUAGGACCGGACUACGUAGAGACCAAAAGUGGGGACCGUCAUGUAGCCGAUGCAAUCAUCUACGCAACGGGCUUCCAAACUCAGAAGUGGCUAUUUCCCAUGCAGAUUAAAGGGAUUAACGGCCAGGAUUUGCACCAAGUCUGGGAUGCUGCCAGCGGCGCUGAGGCGUACAAAGGCACUGUGGUGAGCGGGUUUCCCAAUUUCUUCAUUCUAUAUGGUCCAAAUGCCGCAACUGGUCAACACUCUGUUAUCUUUCAUUCGGAAUGUCAGAUUAACUAUUCGUGUCGUCUUCUUCGGCCUGUUUUGAAGGGCAAGGCCGACUCGAUUAUGGUCAAACUUGAAGCGCAACAACAAGACCUAUCUUGGGUCCAUGACAAGUUGAAGCAUCUUGUGUUCAACAGCGGCUGCCAGAGUUGGAUCUUGUUCCAAGAAUUCGUCGAUUUCGCGCCAUUUCCCCUCCGAAAUGUGAACGGCCUUCUCUCGCACGUUUUUAUUACAAGCAUCAUCGUUCUUGAGACGAUUAAUUGUAUCUCGAACCCAAUGGUGACAAUUUGA